Molecule: messenger RNA, 1888 nt
Organism: Polistes canadensis
Lineage: Eukaryota; Metazoa; Arthropoda; Insecta; Hymenoptera; Vespidae
Gene: Gpat4
Product: glycerol-3-phosphate acyltransferase 3-like
Exons: 9
Coding region: 92-1597 (501 amino acids)
Biological process (GO): triglyceride biosynthetic process
Cellular component (GO): endoplasmic reticulum
Molecular function (GO): glycerol-3-phosphate O-acyltransferase activity
Source: RefSeq, a predicted model, not a curated record
CUAGAGUAUUGACUUCCCUUUCCAACAGUUUAAUGUACGAAGAUAAGCUCCGCGAAACUUUAAUUCUAGACAGUGCUCGACAGUUAGGAAAAUGGCGUUCCCCUGGGUGGUAAUUUCAUUUGCGUUUUCUUUGCUAUUGACUCCGUUCCUUAUGUUUUUACUUGCUAUUAUAUUUCUGGCAUCAAUCGGCAAAUCACUCGGUGUUCGAAGAAUAUAUAUAAAACUAUUAUUAGCACUUUUUGAGUUCGGUAGACAAAAUAUAGAAAAAGAAAGAAAUAAAAAUAAUACCUCGGAGGAAGAAGAUGAAUAUGAAUCUAUUUCAAGAAAUAUGAAGAAAAAAUUGGACAAACAUUCUGUGGACAAGGAAUGUCAAAUGCAAAAUGGAGUUGUUAGUAAUAAUCAAGUCAUAGCUAGAUCAACUGAUUUGAUUUUAUUACCAGAACCAGAGAUGCAAAAUAAUAAGAAUCAUACAGAUGAAUAUACAAAUGAGAAAAUUGAAGAAAUUUCAAAGAAUAUAGAUAGUAGUAAGGAGAAUACUCUUAUACGACGCAAUUCUUUUGAAACUCUCAAAAAAGCAUUUGAACCAGCGAUUUGCUUAGAUUACAUCAGAGCCGGAGUAGAAGCCAUUAUCGAAGAUGAAGUAACUUCACGUUUUGAAGCGGAAGAACUAAAGAAUUGGAAUCUUCUCACACGAACAAAUAGGCAUUACGAGUUUAUAUCUUGGAAAUUAACAGUAAUAUGGAUGUUUGGAUUUUUUAUGCGAUAUUGUUUUCUUCUACCUUUGAGAAUACUUAUCUGUUGCAUAGGAGUGAUGUGGCUGACAUUGUGCACAGCAGUAGUGGGCUACGUUCCAGAGGGUAGCUUCAAACGAUGGCUGAACUACAAAGUCUCCAUAAUGUGCUUUGCCGUAUUAUCCAGUGCUUUAUCUUCAGUCAUUACAUACCACCAUCCAGAAAAUCGACCAGUCAGAGGCAUUUGUGUUGCUAAUCACACGUCUCCUAUUGAUGUACUUGUACUUAUGUGUGAUAAUUGCUAUUCCUUGAUAGGUCAGAGGCAUGGUGGAUUCUUGGGUAUUUUACAAAGAGCGCUUGCUCGUGCUUCUCCGCAUAUAUGGUUUGAACGUUCCGAAGUUAAAGAUAGAGAAGCAGUUACAAGAAGAUUAAAAGAACACGUAUCAGAUCCCACAAAUCCACCAAUAUUAAUCUUUCCUGAAGGAACAUGUAUUAAUAACACUUCCGUUAUGCAAUUCAAAAAAGGUAGUUUUGAAGUAGGUGGGGUCAUUUAUCCCGUUGCGAUCAAGUACGAUCCACGAUUUGGUGAUGCAUUUUGGAAUAGCAGUCGUUUUUCAAUGUUACAAUACUUGUAUAUGAUGAUGUCUAGUUGGGCUAUAGUUUGCGAGGUUUGGUAUUUACCUCCAAUGUAUAGAAAUGAAGGGGAAACUGGCAUCGAUUUUGCGAAUAGAGUAAAAUCAGUUAUAGCAAGACAAGGUGGACUUGUUGAUUUACAAUGGGACGGUCAACUUAAAAGAAUGAAACCAAAGAAAGAAUGGAGGGAAAAACAACAAGAAGAAUUCAGUAAACGCUUUAAAGUUGAAUAAACAUACAUUCCUUCUAGUCACAUCAUUUCUUGCAUAGCACGUGAUAAACUUCAUUGAAUCAGAUAUUUUGUUAUCUGCAUUGUUGUUUCACCUACUUGUGUCAUCUUUAUGAAUAUUUAUAACAUCGUGCGCAUAAUUAAUAUUGUAAACGAACUUAUUUGUAUCUUCAAAUAUGGAAUAUUGCACUUUGGUUUACUGUAUUGGAUAUGAUAUGUAGAUUAUCAUCAUAGAGCUUUAUCAGAAUACUAGUAUCUCUAGAGUUGCUUGAUAUAUAUAAUCUUCAAUUACAUC